Messenger RNA from Felis catus (domestic cat), 4610 nucleotides. It is a transcript of the gene SLCO4C1, whose product is annotated as solute carrier organic anion transporter family member 4C1. The record is from RefSeq and is a predicted model, not a curated record. Gene Ontology annotation, molecular function: protein binding. Bases 576 to 2348 code for a protein of 590 amino acids. Gene Ontology annotation, biological process: transmembrane transport; sodium-independent organic anion transport. The transcript is spliced from 13 exons. NCBI's taxonomy places the organism in Eukaryota, Metazoa, Chordata, Mammalia, Carnivora, Felidae. Gene Ontology annotation, cellular component: membrane.
CUGUAUCUGGACAAGACUUUUUUGUUAAGUCAGUCAAAAUUGGAUUUCCGGUUUUCCUUGUUUACCUUAUAUUUUUCCAUCAGACUUGUAAUAAGCAGAGUGAGUGUGCUUUUUUUGUUUGCUUACUUUGCAUAUGACUUAGAAUGCCAUUGUUGAAAACACUCUUGCUGUGUGUUUAGUUUUGCUCUAGGACCUUUUAAAUGGUAACGUUAAGGUCUAUAAAAGUGUUAGAAGAAAGGAGGUUUGAGAGCUCAAUUUCACCUUUCUUAAGACUAAGGCAAGGAACUCUAGUUAUAUAUAAAUAUGUCUAAUAAUUGAACGACCUUGGAAGCAAUUGAGCGUUACUUUAAUGACCUCUGGAGUCGCCUGUAAUUUUUUUAUACUUUCCUGAAUGAAGUCCGUGAGAGUAUGGUACUCUUGGAAUCUCUGUAGCAAACUGGCUUCAUGAGAAUUUACCAGUCUGACUUUUUAUUUGUCAUAUAAAGAAAAAUGAAGUCAGCUACAUUUUGUAUUGUGGUAUUGUAGUAAAUGGCCUCGUAAAUAUUAGCAUUUCCACUAUUGAGAAGCGCUAUGAAAUGAAGAGUUCCCUGACGGGCCUGAUAUCAUCAAGCUAUGAUAUCUCAUUCUGUGUGUUGUCUUUAUUUGUGUCAUUCUUUGGUGAAAGAGGACACAAACCAAGGUGGCUUGCAUUUGCAUCCUUUAUGAUAGGACUGGGAGCACUUGUGUUUUCACUGCCAAAAUUUUUUAGUGGAAAAUACCAAUUGGGGUCCCUAUUUGAAGAUACUUGCUCAGCAACAAGGAAUGGAACCAGUUGUACCUCUUCAAGUUCUUCACUUUCUAACUACUUGUAUGUGUUCAUCUUGGGACAACUCUUGCUGGGAACAGGAGGAACUCCUCUUUAUACCCUGGGAACAGCUUUUAUUGAUGAUUCUGUGCCCACACACAAAUCUUCUCUUUACAUAGGAAUUGGCUAUUCUAUGUCAGUAUUAGGCCCUGCUAUUGGUUAUGUGUUGGGAGGACAGCUGCUAAGCAUGUACAUUGAUGUGAACAUGGGACAAAGCAUAGAUAUUACUGAAGAUGAUCCACGAUGGCUGGGGGCAUGGUGGAUUGGAUUUCUUCUGUGUUGGCUCUUUGCUUGGUCUUUGAUAAUUCCUUUUUUAUGCUUCCCAAAACAUUUACCAGGUACAGCAAAAAUUCAAGGUGAAAGAAUUUCCCAGACUCACCAGGAUAAGAGUAGUUCCUUAAAAGACACUGAGGAGAGUUUUGGAAAAAGCUUUAAAGAUUUUCCAGCUGCCCUAAAGAAUUUGAUGAGGAAUACUGUCUUUAUGUGUUUAGUUUUUUCAACUUCCUCAGAAGCCUUAAUUACUACUGGAUUUGCUACAUUUUUACCUAAAUUUAUAGAAAAUCAAUUUGGAUUGUCUUCCAGCUUUGCAGCUACCCUUGGAGGGGCUGUUUUAAUUCCUGGAGCUGCUCUUGGUCAGAUUUUAGGUGGUGUACUUGUUUCAAAACUCAAAAUGACAUGUAAAAACACAAUGAAGUUUGCUUUGCUCACAUCUUUAGUUGCGCUUGUGCUGAGUUUUGUAUUUGUUUAUGCCAACUGUGAAAAUGAGCCUUUUGCCGGUGUGUCUGAAUCAUAUAAUGGGACAGGAGAACUGGGAAACUUGACUGCUCCUUGUAAUGCCGAUUGUAACUGCUUUCAACCAUAUUAUUAUCCUGUCUGUGGAGGAGAUGGGGUCCAGUAUUUCUCUCCCUGCUUUGCAGGUUGUAAAAAUUCUCUUUUAAAAAGACAGCCAAAGGAAUAUUACAAUUGUUCCUGUAUUGCAAGGAAUACAGAAAUAACUCCUACUUCGGCAAGUUUUAUUUCUGAAGCUAAAGCUGGAAAGUGUGAAAGUCGAUGUGCAAAUUUGCCCAUAUUCCUUGGCAUUUUCUUUGCUACAAUUAUCUUUACAUUUAUGGCUGGUACUCCUAUAACUGUGUCCAUCCUAAGGUGUGUUAAUCAGAGGCAACGGUCCCUAGCAUUGGGAAUACAGUUAAUGCUGCUUCGAUUAGUUGGCACAAUACCUGGACCAAUUAUAUUUGGUAUCACAAUAGACAGCACAUGUAUUCUGUGGGAUAUUAAUGAAUGUGGAACUAGAGGCGCUUGCUGGAUUUAUGAUAACAUCAAGAUGGCCUACAUGCUAGUAGCCAUAAGUGUUACUUGUAAAAUUAUCACCGUUUUCUUCAAUGGGUGUGCAAUCUUUUUGUAUAAGCCGCCACCAUUAGACACAGAUGUAUCAUUUCAGAGUCAGCAUGCAGUUGUGACUGUUUCAGUAGAAUGUGAUCUCAGCAAUGCAGGAAAUGAAGGGUGAAAUAGCAAAAGGAGACCAUUUUACAACUGGAAAAUUGGCCUUCAUUUGUAAGAAUUCACAUUGCCGUUGCUGCAUUAUCCACCCGAUAUGGACAAUCAUAUUUUAAAAGUUGGUAUUUUAUAAUUAAAUGCAUUUCCUGUAUAUUUAUGAAUGUGUUUGUUUUUGUUUUAAUAUAAGAAACAGACUUGUGCCUUCAGAACCCACCAAAAACCUCAGAACACACACACACACACACACACACACACACACACACACACACACUUCCCAUAGUACAGGUGUGAAAUAAAAAACUAAUAAACUAAACUAGAAAAAAAUCCAGUGAUUAGUUAAAAGUUUAUAUCUUAAAAACAAAGUGAUAUUUCUAUUCUUCUUGCAACUUGUUUUAGUUUAAUUAUCAUUACCAGUAGUUGGGGCUUAUUUAGAAAAUUUACGGUAUACAAAUUUAAACUAACCAAAUUUAUGUGAUGAUUUUUGAGAACUAUAUAUACACUAGUCUGUCCAUCACAAAAGGUUACUGAACUAUUAGAACAUAGGUUGAUUAUCUUCUUUGUAUACCAGUAUACAGUGAAUUCAGGAAUAGCGUUAUAUUUACAUAUUUUCACUUUAACUCAAGAAUUGCAGGAAGUAAUUUGCUACUAUUUCUUAUUUUUAACACUUUCCUUUUGUGAUUCCAUAAUAGUAUUAUCCAGUUAUAUGUCUUCCGGGAGAAAUACCAACUUCAGUAAAGUGCCAAUUAUAUAUGAAAAGAUUUUUUUUUAAAUGACUUAGGUACAUUUGAGUGGCUUUCUUUGAAAAGACUUCUUAAUAAACUGUUGAUCAGUAUUUACAUACUCAGUAAUUUAAUUUUUCUAAUUUUAAAAACUUAUCACCUAGUAUAUUAUUUACAGCACCUAAAAUAGUACUUUGCUGAUAGUGGGCCUGUAUUAAUGUUGUUUGAUUAAUACAUUAAACUCCACUUUUCUACUGAUCAUUUAUUUGAAAGAUAAAGUAUUUCACAUAUAACAUUAUAACACUCCAUUUGUUUUAGCUCAGAUUGAAGCCAACUUUGUCUAUUCAGAAUAUGGAGGAAAUAGAUCUGUGAAUAACAGAUUAAGAAAAAUGUUGAAGUUCAUACUUAAUUUAGGGAGAAGAAGAAAUCACCCUAUAUAUGCAUAUAUUUGAUGAACAAGUCACUUAAUAAUUGGCAUUCAUAAUGAUUUUUAGUUAUCAAGGGUUUCAUUGCAUUCAGUGUGCUCAAUUUUAUAAGAUGAUACAUUUUUAUAAACUUUUUAAUGAAAAUGGGUAAAGCGAAAAUAAUUUUGGCACUUUAAUGAAGUCAGACUCUUACACAUAUUUACAAAGAAUACCUCCUUUUAUUACAGGGCAGUUUAGACACUACUGUAAUUUAUAAUCAUUAUUUAUACUUUUGGAUCAACUAGAUUAUAUGUGUUGGUAUGCUACUUUAAGAACAAAAUUUUUUCAUAGUAUUGUUUUUUCACAGUUUGUAUGAUUUUUAAAGUGAACUUGAAACUAUAAGUUUACCUGUGGUUAUUUUUGUACAUAAUUGGAUAUGUAUCUUAAAACUUAUUUUUAAUAUUUAGAUUUCCUUAAUUGUAAGACAUAAAAAUGUAACUUUCCAUACACUCUUAUGUAUGGAAAGAAUGUAUACAAUUGAUCUAGCUUUGUAAAUUGGAGAAAAAUAUAAGUAAAAUUGUAUAUUUUCUUUAAUUAUGUAAAAUUAUAUAUGUAUCUCUUUAAAAAUGAGAAUAUUUGUAUUAGGUUGUUAAGUAUUUAACCUUAUUAAUUGGCAUAGAUUUUGCAGUAUGUUUUAUAUCUGUUUAUGAAUACACACAUUUGAUGGUUGGGAAAGGGAAAAUCAGUGUACUUUUGAACUUGGUGAAUGUAAUUUAAUUCAGUGAUUUCUGGUAUCUCAAUAGAUGUAUUUAAUUCAAUAUAAACCGCAUUCACUAUGAAAUACAUGCUAAAAUAUUGUUCCAUACUAUAGUUUUCAUGGAUGACAGAUUGACAUAUAAGAUUUAUGUUAGUGGUAUACAGUUGCAGAUGGCUGCUUGUCAGUUAUCUGAAACUGCAAAAGUAAUGUGUUGUGUGAAGGUUUUAUAUGUAAGUCCUCUUGGGUUAUCAAAACACUCAGUACUAUUUUUUUAAAGAAAUCAGAUUGGACAUUAAUUUUAGAGGUAAUGUCCUUUUCCUGCACUGCAGCAUAUUUCAGUAUUUUUCGGCCUUUUUUUGUACCCAAAACAAUAAACAUUAACUUACACAUUA